Messenger RNA from Lolium rigidum, 1456 nucleotides. RefSeq names its product F-box/kelch-repeat protein SKIP30. Gene Ontology annotation, molecular function: protein binding. The transcript is spliced from 2 exons. Bases 157 to 1218 code for a protein of 353 amino acids. Lineage: Eukaryota; Viridiplantae; Streptophyta; Magnoliopsida; Poales; Poaceae. The record is from RefSeq and is a predicted model, not a curated record.
UCCGGCGACGAGUCCGGUGGACGGCCGUAGGCGCGGACGGAAUCGGGCGCGACCUCCCGGCCUUCGUCUCACCCCUCGCCUCGGGCGGGUGCGGGUCUCAGCUCCGACCUGAGGAUUCGUACGUUUUGUUGCUUUUGUGCUGCGUAAUGAGAUAAUAUGGUUGAGUGCACAAUGGUGUCAACUUUACUUGAUGGUCUUCCUAAUGAAGUUGCUCUCCAGUGCCUUGCACGUGUCCCAUUUAUAUCCCAUCCCGUUCUUCAGCUGGUUUCCCGCUCUUGGAGAGCAUCUGUUUGCAGUGGUGAGCUUCUGAAUGUUAGGAAUCAAAUUGGCGUGACAGAAGAAUUGCUAUGUGUGUUAGCAUUUGAACCUGAAAACAUUUGGCAACUUUAUGACCCUCUCCGAGACAAGUGGAUAACUCUCCCUGUCAUGCCGUCUCAGAUUAGGAAUAUUGCCCGCUUUGGAGUGGCCUCUGUUGCUGGAAAACUCUAUGUAAUUGGUGGUGGCAGUGAUAGAGUUGACCCACUUACGGGAGACCAUGACACAAUCUUUGCGAGCAAUGAGGUCUGGUCUUAUGAUCCUCUCCACCGUUUGUGGGCCCAGAGGGCUCCAAUGCUUGUAGCUCGAGCUAUGUUUGCUUGUUGUGCAUUGGAUGGGAAGAUAAUUGUUGCAGGGGGCUUCACAAACUGCCGCAAAUCAAUAUCAGAGGCCGAGAUUUAUGAUCCUGAAGCUGACACCUGGGAGUCCCUUCCUGAUCUUCGUCAGGCACACCCAUCUGCAUGCUCUGGUCUUGUCAUCAAGGAUAAGAUGCAUGUGUUGCAUAAAGGGAUAUCGACAGUUCAGAUUCUGGAAGAUGGUGGCAAUUAUUGGGCUGUGGAGGACUACCAUUGGCUGCAGGGCCCAAUGGCAAUGGUUUGUGGGGAGCUGUAUGUGCUGAGCAACAGUUGCAUUAGGAAGCAGCAUGGGGAGAAUACAUCUGACAAGAUGGUUCCAUGUGCAUCUGGAUUCCAAAGCAGGAUUGCAUUUGGGAUGAUUGGUUUAGGAGAGAGCAUAUGUUUGGUUGGGGGAGUGAUUGGGCCAGGGCCGAGAAAUCAGUGCAUUAAGCCACUGUCUGAUGUUGAUAUCUUGAAUGUCACAAGCGAGAGGCCAACUUGGCGACAAGGCUCACCGAUGACACGUUGUCGAGGGAGUAUCGCUGGCUGUGCUCUGCUGAAGAUCUAGGCUCAUUCCAGUGUGGCAAUGCUGGGAUCUUCCUGUUGCUGAAAAUUGCAGAUAGAUUUUAUUUAUUCUGCAUUUCCUUUAAUUUGUGAAAAAGGUUGUUACUUAUUUGGUUUUGAAUCACCUGUUGUAGCAUCGAGGAUAUAUGUUGGCCAUGACUCAAAUGCCAGUGUGUCAAAUCAGACAUACUAUAUUUGUCCUGAACGUAUGCACAUUUGGAAUUGAUAUAUGUUCCUUGCAA